GAGGAAACGCGUUACCCUUCAGUUAAUAAAUAAACGGGGACCCGUCGGGUGUAGGUCCAGAUAUCAGAUGCGGAAUGGUAAUCGGAUCCGGGAUUGUAUAAACCCGGCCUAUAUCCGGCCCGUUGCCAUUCCUAUAAUAUAGAUAAGCCACAAAAACCCCAAAACCCUAUAAAAAUUCCCUUUCCAAACCGACCCUAAUAUAUCUCUGUCUUAAAAAUCCCAAAAAUGUUAUUCUCUUGAGAAGUAAAUAUAGUUCUUAAAAAUCUCAUAUUCAGCUAUCUCCUCAGGCAAGUCAAAAAUGGCUUCUGAUACUUACAACAACAAAGACGCUGUUUUCCGGAAUCUCAAAUCCAAAUCAGAGAAUAAGGUGUGUUUUGAUUGUAAGGCGAGGAACCCUACUUGGGCAUCUGUGACUUACGGGAUAUUUUUGUGUAUUGAUUGUUCUGCUACGCAUCGUAGUCUCGGUGUUCAUGUCAGCUUUGUUAGGUCAACCAAUCUGGAUUCAUGGACACCGGAGCAGUUAAAGAUGAUGAGCUUUGGGGGCAACAAUCGUGCUCAGGUCUUCUUCAAGCAACAUGGGUGGACUGAUGGAGGGAAAAUUGAAGCCAAAUACACCUCAAGAGCUGCUGAGUUAUAUAAACAGAUACUUUCAAAAGAAGUUGCCAAAAGUUCUGCGGAAGAUGUUAUUAACAAUGCAUCAUCAUCUGUUCCUGCCAGAGUUGAUAAUGAACUUUCUGACUUUAAUGCAGUUGAAAUACCAAAUGAGAUCUCUUCUGCAAUACCCGACACCAAUGGCUCUGCUACUGUUUAAGCCCCAUCAAUUCGUAGCACUCUCAGAAAGCCUAUUGGUUCAAAAAAGCCUGGAAAGACUGGGGGUCUUGGUGCGAGAAAGCUUAGCACCAAAACUAGUGAAAGUCUAUAUGAUCAGACGCCUGAGGAACCUGUUGUACAAGGAUCCACCUCAGUAAGUAGCAUGCUGGCAUCGGCUGCGGCACCUCGCAUUUCUCGCUUUGAGUAUGUAGAUGAGGAGACUAGUUCUGGAGGGAUGAAUACACGUAGUCAUGUUGCGCCUCCUAAGUCAUAUAGUUCCUUUGUAGAUUAUGGAAUGGACAGUGGUUUCUCAAAGAAGACUACUUCGUCAAAAGUCCAGAUAAUCGAAACUUCAUUAAUAUUUUGCAUGAAAUGGUUACCUUCCCCCCUUAGUUUGCUUACGAGGCCAUUGCUUGUUCAGGUACAGGAAACAGAUGAAGCAAGGAAAAAGUUCUCUAAUGCUAAAUCUAUUUCCUCGGCACAAUUCUUUGGGGACCAGAACAAAGCUGAUCUUGAUGGUCAAGUCUCCUUGCUAAAGUAUUCAGGAUCUGCAGCCAUUUCAAGCGCCGAUCUCUUUGGUAGUGACUUGGAUUCUAACCUUGAUCUCAAUGCAAGCGACCUCAUCAACCGGCUAUCCUUCCCGUUUCAGCAGGAUAUGUCAUCGCUGAAGAACAUAGCAGAAGAAACAGGGAAGAAGAUGAGCUCAAUAGCCCGCGAUUUCCAUAGAAAACUCUUGGAUAUCGUCUGAGAAAGGUGUUAAUUACAGAAGUACCUUAUUUGUAAAGGGUUAAAAUUAUAUCUUAUAUGUUCUUUUAUCGUA
Erigeron canadensis is the source of this 1630-nucleotide messenger RNA. Its product is annotated as probable ADP-ribosylation factor GTPase-activating protein AGD9. Gene Ontology annotation, biological process: COPI coating of Golgi vesicle. NCBI's taxonomy places the organism in Eukaryota, Viridiplantae, Streptophyta, Magnoliopsida, Asterales, Asteraceae. Gene Ontology annotation, molecular function: GTPase activator activity. The record is from RefSeq and is a predicted model, not a curated record.